AACGGAGGGCGGUAACCAUGGCAACCCGCCGCAGUUCCGAGCACUCAGCACCUCCCCCGCCGCUGUCGCCGUCGCCGCUGGAUUCGCAGACGCCUGCGGCCGGCAGCCAGAAGGGGAAGGGGGGGGCAGCGAGCCCCGAGACCCCCCCCCCGCCCGCAAGCGGGGCAAAGUCCUGGGCUCAGGCCAGCGGUACCCAAGGACCCCCAGCCGAUGGCUCCCGGGCGCCGGUGCUGCCGGGCCGGUUCUCCCGGGAGGAGUUUCCCACCCUGCGGGCGGGAGGAGACCCGGAGAGGGGCGCCCGCGAGCGGGACGGUGCCGGCGCGUGGUGUGGGCGCGCACCGAGCCCCCGCCCCCACGUGGGGCCGAGCCGGGACGGCGGCGCCCGAGCCCCCGAGGAGCCGCCGCCGGAUGGGGGGGGGCCGCCCCCCCCCGCCCCCCCCCAUUUCCCCCCAUACCGGGGGGUGAUGCCCCCCUUUAUGUACCCCCCAUACCUGCCCUUUCCCCCCCCAUAUGGGCCCUAUAGGCUCCCGGAUACCCCCAGGUUCCCCCGCGGCGGUGCCCCCCCGCGCCCCACGGCGCCCCCCCGCGGGCCCCCCCCGCCCUCGCGCCCCCCGGUGCUGCGGCAGGACGAGCUGCGGGACUUCGAUGAGCUGGACCAGGAGAGCGACGAGGGCUGGGCCGGCGCGCACGAGGAGGUCGAUUACACGGAGAAGCUCAAGUUCAGCGACGAGGAGGACGGGAGGGACUCGGAGGAGGAGGGGGCAGAGGAGGGGAAGGAGGCCGAGGCGCCCCCCCCCAGCGAGUCCAAGGCUUCCCCCCGGGACGAGCCGCCCCCCAAGUCCCCCUGUGAGGGGCCCAAGGAGCCGCCGGCCCCUCCCCCUCCUGCCCCACAAGUGCGGGCCCCGCCUCCACCCCCUCCGCCCCCCAACCGGGGCAGCUGGGCCCAGCCCAAUGAGUUCCCGGACGAGGACGAGGCCUGGCGCCAGCGCCGCCGCCGCUCCUGUUCUCUGCUCUCGGCCGCGGUGGCUCGGGCUCGGCGGCGCCGGGAGGCCGAGGAGCAGCGAGAGGAGGAGCAGCGCAGAGCGGCCUGCGCCGAGAAGCUGCGGCGCCUGGACGAGCGCAGCGGCGCCCCCUGGCGGCCGCAACAGCGCCCCCUGGCGCCCGGCGGACCGAAGCAGCCGCCCGCAGCUAUGGAGCAGCAGCAGCAGCAGCAGCAGCCCGGUGUGGGGCAGCAACUGCAGCCUGGAUCC
Pezoporus occidentalis (night parrot) is the source of this 1250-nucleotide messenger RNA. Its product is annotated as protein PRRC2A-like. The transcript is spliced from 9 exons. Lineage: Eukaryota; Metazoa; Chordata; Aves; Psittaciformes; Psittacidae. The annotation marks the transcript as partial. The record is from RefSeq and is a predicted model, not a curated record. Gene Ontology annotation, biological process: cell differentiation.